AUGUGAGUUUUAGUUGUGAGCUGUCCAGCCUACCAGAAGGGACCACACUUCAGUGGGAAAGAGAAGGAGAUCCCACUUCUAACACCACGUUGUUCUACAACAACACUGUCCACAUGGUCAUCCAUAGUGUUGAUCAGAGCAGUAAGGGGAGAUGCAACUGUGCUCUCAGACAGAAUGGAACACUGUUAUAUGGAGUUUAUAAUACCUUGAAUGUUCAGAGAAGCACAUUCAACAUGCCAGUAACUUUGUUCAGAGAGAGCAGCAACAGCAGUGAGGUGGAGAUGAUGUGCAGGUAUUCAUACGGGUACAGAAAAGCCUCCUGGACCAAGGCCUCAUCUCRAGUGGAAGCACCUGCGACUCUGACAUCAGAUAAUAGACUAGAAAUUGACCGGUUCUCAUCUCCCACGUUCAACCAGCAAGAUUUCCCCCUYAGACUUUCACCAGUGGCAUUUGAGGAUGGAGGAGUGUUCAGAUGUCAUUUUAAUAACAACCUUAUGUCUUAUGUUCAACUCACAACCAUUCAAGUCUCUGCAUCUAGAGGGCCCCCUGGUGGCCAGUCGGUGGUGCUGAAGUGUGAGGUGUCGGAGGUGAACGGUGACCCUGUGACCCUGGCCUGGCUGAGGAUGGAGGGGAGGACGGGGCUAGUGGUCAAACAGGACAUCCUUACAGAGAGUCAACCCAACUGGACACUCAGUGUGACCCUGCCCAGCCUCCAUAAGGACCAGCUGGACUGGCAGUGUGUGGUGUUCAGAGAGGACAUGCUCAGAGRGAGUGUUACCCUCAGACUCUGUGAUGCUGGUGGAAGAUCUGGGUUACCAGGCCUAGUGUUACCAUCACCUCUGAAAGGUUACUAAUGACGAUAGUUGAUUAUAGUAGGUCACAGUAGAUCACAUCCUCUGAAUGAAUAGAUUCAGUGAGACAUCAUGAUCAUCAUA
This is a messenger RNA of Salvelinus sp. IW2-2015, 935 nucleotides long. Lineage: Eukaryota; Metazoa; Chordata; Actinopteri; Salmoniformes; Salmonidae. The record is from RefSeq and is a predicted model, not a curated record.